Molecule: messenger RNA, 4606 nt
Organism: Andrographis paniculata
Lineage: Eukaryota; Viridiplantae; Streptophyta; Magnoliopsida; Lamiales; Acanthaceae
Exons: 11
Coding region: 415-4140 (1241 amino acids)
Source: RefSeq, a predicted model, not a curated record
UUUAGUUCCUUCUCACUAUUUAUUAGAGAGAGAAAUAAGAACCUAUACGUACAUGUUUAGGUGUAUGUAUAUGUAGAAACAGUGAGAGAGAGAGAGAGAGCAAGCGUCUGCAGAUUUGAUGAGAGUUCAAGCCGCGGGGAGAAGCUGCUGUGUUGGAUCUUCAUUUCAACAGUUGCUUGGCAUUUCGGAAGUUGAAGUACAAUUUAUUCCGGAUUCUGCGACGUGUUGGUGUGGAAUCAGUGAGUUGAGCUUGGAUUGUUGCCUGCAGGUCUAAAUUGAUUGUGUUGGAGGUAAAGUGUCAGCAACCUCGGUUCUUGGCAUAUUAACUUUUGCGUCCAGCAGUGGCUUUUCUUGAGCAACAUCUGGUACAACACCCUUAUGUAAGUCAGCCAUUGAGGUUAAUCUGAUGUACAGAUGUUGCAGCGCCAGAUUAUGUUUAAGCAGCUUCAGGAACUGCAGCGAAGGCAGCAACUUCAGGAAUUGGGUGAUGCACGGAGUCAGGAUUAUAUAAAUCAACUUGUAGCAUUUAAACAAGCUUCAGGGAUUCAGUUUGCCCCUAUAGUCAAUGGCGCACCCGGUUUUGAUUCACAAAUGUUACAAACUUAUGGGUCCGGAGUUUUUCAAGGCUCCCCCAAUGGAUUGGUUCUUUCACAAAGUCAAAACCAUACUCUGGGUCCAUUGGCAAUGUCGCAGCCUCAGUGUGACGGAUCUUUGUACGGCAGUCCUGCUUCUAAUGUUGAUAGGAGUUUAAAUCUGCAUCCUCACCUUCAAGGAGGAUAUAGUAAUUCUGCUAGUAUGUUGACAAUGAAUGUCAACAAUAUUCCAGGACUGUCUCCUAUUCCUCCAUUAGGCAAUGAUAAUUCAUUUGUGGGUCAUCAAGGCAAUUACUUUUCUGAUCAGAUUGGAAUGGCAGGUGAUUUUUUUCUGACCGAUCAAGUAUAUCGGGAGAAGAAUUUGUUCGGAGAAGCUCCAGUUCAAAGUUUAAAUACUGAUAUUUUAUCAGCUGACUACCCGCAGCAGGGAUUUUCAUUACAGAGAAGUUCAUUGCUUACGGAAUCAACGGAGAGGUAUGGCCAUACCGGUUCACAUGGAACUGCGCCUGGACAAGUGUCAAAGAUGUCACAGAAAAAUGACUCUCUAGAUCUGUUGGAGCAAAAAAUCUUGUUCAAUACGGAUGGUAAGAGCUGGGUGUCAUCAUUUGGAAGUAAGAAAAUUGGAACACCAAGCUUGGAGAGUACUGUGGAAAACCCAUCUUAUAUGGAUGCAUCACCAUCUAUUCAAAGUGGUAGCUGGAGUGCUCUAAUGCAAUCUGCUGUUGCAGAAACUUCAAGUAGUGAUACUGCAAUGCAAGAAGAGUGGAGUGGAUUGAGCUUCCAGAACCCCGAGCCGUCAACUGACAAUCAGCCCAUGAAUUUCAUCAACACUGAAAUUUCACAAAAUAAUUGGAUUGAGAGGAACAUACACAAUGUCUCCUCCCCAUGUUCAGAUCCGGAGCCAUUGUUCCAGAAAUCAAAUAAGAACUAUAAUUUCCUCGAUCUUAAGCAAUCUGAACUCCAAACUCUGAACCAGAAAGAUGAGUUUCAGUCAGAGUCUUCCCAUGUAUCAAGCCAGUAUUCUCCUGGAAAUACAAGUAACCUGGUUCAGACAUCUUUGCAUUCACAAGAUACUUGGCCUACACAAUGUCAUGAUUUGGGAGGUCCAACAUUGCCCCAUGGGAGUGCGCCAGUCGGGAGCAUUCAAAAGUCAUUUAAUCAGAUGAACCAGAUGAAUGUUCAAAGGUAUUCAGUACAAUCAGAUAGAGUGGCUCUCGGAGACAAUAUUGCACAGAACUCUGCUCUUUUGAAUGCCUCCUCAAAUGUUCAGGGUGAAAGUUUCACUGCUCAAAGUGAAAUUAUACUUGAGUUGCUUGGCAAGGAUGCCGUAAGAAAUGAUCGAGCUUCUGGAUUCCAGUUCAGCUCAAAAGUCUCACCCCUCAACGUAUCACCACCAACUGAUGCUUCUGCUGAAUAUUUUGCCAAACCAUGUGAUAACAGCCCUGUCUCACAAGGUUUUACCUUUAAACUGGGGCCUGCCGUUUCUGGGAGUCCGGAUUCACAUUCAUUGUUCCCAUCUUUGUCCAUGGGGAGCUCAUGCAUGACAUCUCUUCCCAAUGAUUAUAAUCAGCGCCAAACUCCAGUUAUGUCAAGUUAUUCAGCUGCUAAAUACCUUCCAUAUGCCAGUGCUUCGUCACAAGAUAGUUUCCAAUUGAAAAGAACUGCUGCUGAUGGUCUGGCAUUCCAACAUUCGGAGGAAGUAGUGCCCGCACAAUCAUCAAGGACCUCAGAUGUGUCCCAGGGUAUCCAAUUUCUAACAGGGCUACCCAUUCCAUUGCGAGAUAAUGUUGCACAUGGAGGUGUGAUUUCCCAAAAACCUUUCCCAUCCAAUUUGCUUCAUUCUCAAGAUUCAGUUGCUGGCAAUCAAAAGAAUGGCUCAGGGGCUCCUAAUCUGCAGCCCAACCAGAAUUAUUUAAAACAUGGAUAUAAUGUAGAAGACUUUGGCAUAUAUUCAGGAACAUCUGGAUAUUAUGCACAGACAUUGGAGAAAGAAAGUUUGAUGAAUAGAGGCUGGCUACAAAUGCCUACUCCAGAAUCUAUGAGUACAACUGCUCGUUUAAUGGGGUCUUCAAGAAAUCAUUUAGAAGCAGAUGUCGUAUCUGGUUCGUUGACAGCCUGCACAUACCAGAAGCCCUCUAAUCAAGCCGAGCAGAACGAAAACACAGCCCCAGCUGUUCCCCCUGGAGACAUCAGAUCCUUGGGCCAUUUUUUGCAUCAAAGUAUUCCUUAUGCAAGGAAUUCUGGAGCUGAGUGUAGUAAGAAUUUGCUUCUUAAAUGUGAUAAUCAGCAGUCAAUUUCUAGUGUAAAGAAGGACCUGUUUGGUGAGCAGAAGUCACUGCUCAAAGAUAAAGCAAAAAAUGACAUGGAGACAAUCUUGGCUGGGACAUCUCCUGGCAGCAUUAAGGGAUGGAAUUUCUCACAAGAAGCCCAAAACAACCAAUUAGGGAGAUCUGUAUCAGAUUCCCCUCAGGACUAUCUACAGAUGGAAAAAUCGAGCCACAGUGGCCCCGAAACUCAUUCCAUUUGCAACAAUGAAGGUUCAAAUGUUUCAAAUCAGUCGCAGAUCAGUCUGCAAAUGGCUCCAUCUUGGUUUAAGCGUUAUGGAACCUUGAAUGGAUUACCACCAUAUAACCCAAAAGCUGCAACUAAUUCUGCACAAUCAUAUUCUGGGUUGAGUAUUGGAAAUGUGCUGGACCAUAGUCUCCCUAUGCAACUAAACUCAGCUAAAGCUAAUCACGGAAGUGGUUCAUUGCCAUCUUCGUCUGCUGCCUUGAUGGUGAAUAAGAAUUUGCCAAUCCCCAUAGAUUUUGCUAAUCAAAAUUUGACUGCUUUGAAAUCAAAGAAGCGCAAACUUGCUACAUUUGACAUGUUAUCAUGGCACAAAGAAGUGAAUUUUCAUGGUUCAAAGCUUCAAAGUAUCAGUUGCGUUGGCAGCAUGGCUGGGUUAGAAUGGGCACUGGUUUUAAAUAGAAGGCAAGAGGAGGCCAAAAAUGAUGCUGAAGUUGUUAAGGAUAUGCCCCCUGCGGUUCGAUCAAAAAGGCGGCUUAUUUUCACGACACAGCUUAUGCAGCAGAUCUUUAGACCUCCACCAGUAUCGAUCAUCUCAACAGAUGCCACUUUAAACUAUGAUGUUUUUGCAUAUUCAGCGGCCAGAUUAGAACUGGGGGAUGCUUGCAACUUGACUAGUAAACCCACGACAAGUCUAGAUGAUGUGACACCUGACAAGCUAAAGACUUCAAAGGGAAAUGGUUACAAUUUCUCAAAAGCUGUGGAAGGCUUCAUUAAUCGAGUGAAGAAGCUUGAAGGAGAUCGCUCAAGAUUGGAUAAAAUUUGCUCAUUGGCGGACUUCAAAGCUGAAAUCCAGGACCUGGAGAAGUUCUCUACAAUCAACCGGUUUGCAAAGUUCCACUUCAGGGCAAACAUUGGCACGGUUGAUCCAACCUCAUCUUCUGGCCAAUCUUCACUGCAGAAGGCAACCCCCCAACAUGUAACUGGGGACCCAAUGGCCAGGACAUUACCCGAAACAGUAGAUUGUCUUUCUUUGUGAUCGAUUAUGAAUCUAAGCAUUCCUGACCUGUGAUUACAGCAUAAAAGUGCCCAGGUUAAGAAUGCAAACUAAUGCAAGAUGGCCCCAGAAAUCUCCUCGAAUUAAGGAUGUAUCCUUCUCAUUUUUGAGGUAGCAGUACGUAUAUAAAUAUAUAUAUAUAUAUAUUAGUUCUGUAUAUAUGUAUGAAGGUUCUAGCACAGCUUAAGUAGGAGCAAUGGAUACAUUUGUCAGACAUGCACAAGUACUGUAAUCGAUUAAUUUAGCUCUAUAUAAGGUUAAAUACUUUCCUUAUUGGAACACUUAGUUGUUUAUUUUCUUUCAGUUCUGAGCAGCUCAUGAGGUUACAUAUACCACCAUAUAUUUGCUUUGCUGCUUUUAGUUUCUGAUGGUAUUCUGUAGCCCAUUAUGUAACACCGUGGAUUGUGAAAGCUUCUGAUGCCCUAUCAAGUGAUUUUAUUUUAUUUUA